Aspergillus mulundensis is the source of this 663-nucleotide messenger RNA. Its product is annotated as putative U1 snRNP complex component Yhc1. Bases 1 to 663 code for a protein of 220 amino acids. Gene Ontology annotation, cellular component: U1 snRNP. The record is from RefSeq and is a predicted model, not a curated record. NCBI's taxonomy places the organism in Eukaryota, Fungi, Ascomycota, Eurotiomycetes, Eurotiales, Aspergillaceae. Gene Ontology annotation, molecular function: zinc ion binding; pre-mRNA 5'-splice site binding. The transcript has 4 exons. Gene Ontology annotation, biological process: spliceosomal snRNP assembly; mRNA 5'-splice site recognition; mRNA splicing, via spliceosome.
AUGAGCGUGCGCAAGGCACACAACUCCGGACGAAACCAUCUCAGAAACGUCGUCGAAUACUAUCAGCAAAUCGGACAGGAAAAGGCACAAUCAGUCAUCGACUCCAUCACGUCUUCAUACGCUGCUGAGGGACAGGCUGUUCCAAACCCCGCCAUGGUUCCGCCAGGUGCUUACCCGCCUCCGUUUGGAUUCCCAGGCCAAUUCCCCCCUCCUCCAUUCGGUAUCCCUCCUCCCGGCCCAGGCGGCGCCGCCAUGCCACCACCCCCCGGAGCACGAGGUCUCCCCUUCCCCCCUCCCUUCCCGCCAACGUCCGGCCCCAUGGGCGCACCUCCCGGAGCAGGCCCCGCCGGCCUUCCACCCCUCCCCAACAUGCCAAACAUGCCUCCGAACAUGGCCGCGCUCCCAGGUUCUGCACCGCCCCCCGGCCAGUUCCCUCCCCCGCCAGGCGGCUUCCCCGUCCCGCCUCCAAACUUCCAGGGCGGAUUCCCUCCCAUGCCUGGUGCGCCUGGUCCGGGACCUGCAGGAUUCAGCCCCAGCCCUGGACUGUCCGGGCCACCUGGUGGUGGUCCCGGAGCCGAUGGGCCAGGAGGAUUUGCGCCCCCGCCUGGGAUGGGACCCGGUGGGUUCUCGGGACCGCCGCCGGGUAUGGGCGAUAGGCGAUGA